AUGCCUUCCUCUCACCGCCCCAGUACCACCACGAGCAACAGGCACUCCACCCGCCCACACCAACACCGUCCCCAACCCUCAAACUCCUCCCCGCCUACAUCCUCCACCCCCAACCACCCCCCCGCCAGCCCCCCCGCUUCCAUCAACAUCAUCCAAGACACCCGCCUCGGCCUCUCGCCCGACGACACCGCCACUCUACGCCAACACCAGCACCUUGCGCACGCUCAGGUGCGUAGUCCCGUUGGCUCGCAGGCUAGUAGUCAGGGCCGCUUGCUGCUGGAUCCGGGCAAUUACGCACUACUUGCCAGGCACUUCGAUCGGGUUAUGGGUGCUAUUGAGGGGAGGAUCGAGCAGCUCCACCGCGCCACGGAAACAGCUACAGCAGCGCAAUACGACCGCGCGCACACCGUGAUGCAAGUUGCUGACGCGGAGAUUGCGCGUUUCCGCGCUAUCCUUGCGCAGAUUGAUGAGCUGGAGUUGGAGUUUGAGAAGAUUGCGCGCAUUCGCGAGAUUGUGAGGGUGUAUCGGGCGAGGGUUGCGGCUGUUGAGGCGAGGUUGGGGUGA
This is a messenger RNA of Neohortaea acidophila, 564 nucleotides long. RefSeq lists its product as uncharacterized. NCBI's taxonomy places the organism in Eukaryota, Fungi, Ascomycota, Dothideomycetes, Mycosphaerellales, Teratosphaeriaceae. The record is from RefSeq and is a predicted model, not a curated record. Bases 1 to 564 code for a protein of 187 amino acids. Gene Ontology annotation, biological process: endosome organization. Gene Ontology annotation, cellular component: BLOC-1 complex. The transcript is spliced from 2 exons.